Messenger RNA from Exophiala bonariae, 1428 nucleotides. RefSeq lists its product as uncharacterized. The record is from RefSeq and is a predicted model, not a curated record. Lineage: Eukaryota; Fungi; Ascomycota; Eurotiomycetes; Chaetothyriales; Herpotrichiellaceae. Bases 1 to 1428 code for a protein of 475 amino acids. The transcript is spliced from 2 exons.
AUGGCUAUAGAUACUACUACCAGCACCACCAACGGUGUCAAUAUCUCGUCUCAAACUAACUCCAAUGGUCAAAUCAAUGCUUCAGACAUCAACUCUUACGAUGUAAUCAUCGUUGGAGGAGGCAUCGCAGGGAUUGGAGCAGCCAUUGGGGCCAAACAAGCCUCGCCCAACGCCACAGUCUUGAUCAUAGAAUCUGAAGGAUGUCUGGGAGGAGCUGCGACUCAUCGUGGUGUCCUGUCCUUCGCUGGGCUAUAUAGUGUGGAAGAUAAACCCAGGAGGGCUGUUGGCGCCAUAUGGACGGAGAUUCACAAGAGAUUGGUCGAGGAAAGGGCGGCAGCUGAGACGCCAGAUCGGAUUGUGGCGUACGUUCAGAAUUUUGAUCCUGAAGGCCUGAAACGCGUCCUCGAUGACAUCACGUUUGACUAUGGCAUCGACGUCCUCCUGCAUUGCACUGUAGUCGGCGGUGCACGUGAUGGGGAUAUGAUAACGGCAAUUGAGGUUCAGGAGAGGAGAGGUCGCCGGAAGAUAUCUGCAAAGGCCUUCGUCGACUGCUCGGGAGAUGGUGAUCUUUCAUUCCACGGUGGCGCAUCCACUCGAUACGGCAAUCAUGGACAUGUGAACAUGGGCUCUUUGGCCACUAGAUUUGGUGGGCUAGCUAAUGCCAACCCAACUUCAGCAGCAUGGCGUGACGCCAUUAUUGCUGCAAAGGAGAAGGACCCAAGUCUGAAAAAGAUUAUUCCUCGUAAUGUUGGGGUAUUAAUCAAAUUGCCGGGAUCAGGAGAUAUUUGCACUUACAUGGCUUCGGCUCAAUACGAUGCCACAAACAGCGCAAGCAUUGCUGCAGCUGAGCAACAAGGUAGAAGACAAGCCAGAGUGUACCUCGAUAUUCUUCGGAAACUCCCUGGCCAUGAAAAUAUAUACCUUGCCUCAACUGGACCCAAUUUUGGCACUCGAGAGUCGCGCCAUAUAAAUUCCCGAUACCAGUUGACCAAAAGCGAUAUCAUGGAUGGCCGAGAUUUUGAAGACACCGUGGCAGUAGGCGCAUGGUACAUGGAAUGGCACGACAGUACACGAGAAGAUUGGCCUAUACUCUUCCAAGCGCCCCCUGAAGGAACGUUUGAUAUUCCGCUGCGGUCACUGUGGAGUGAAGACACUCGCAAUCUGUUCUGUGCUGGGCGUUGCGUCGACGGAGAUCAGUCCGCGAGUAGCGCUUUCAGAGUGCUAGGAUGUGCCUUAGUUACGGGUCAGGCUGCGGGUGUGGCAGCUAGUCUGACGGCGAGGGAAAACAGGGAACCAAGCCAUGAAGAAGUGCAACAAAUCCUUAGGAAAAAUGGUGCAUUAUUCGAUCGACACGAAUUAGUGAGAGCCGCAUACGUGGAAGAGCCGGAAGGUCGAAAUCUAAGCCACCAUGACGCUUUGAGCACUUGA